AUGCCACAUCAUCUUCGAAAUGGUCGACAGCCAACCUAUGGCGCUUUCUUCGAACACUUUGAUGAUUUUCCCGAGCCGGCAGGCCAUGUUCCUGAUGUCUCGGUUGGAACGCCCCUCGCAUCGAGCCAAGUCUCGCCGCCUGCUCUUCCACCAAGAAAUAAUCAAAGACAGAGCUCUGCGGAAGGCGUCGCAACAGUAAGAUCCACACGACCUGCAGCUUCUUCAUUCUACACGGUUACCACGGACAAGGACCCAAAGCGUUUUCCAGCGCGUCCAGAAAGUUUUGCGAAGGAAUACGAAGUCAUCCGCAAGCUCAACUGGACAAACGGUAACGCUCUCUUUCUCGUCCGCGACCGCGUUGACGGUAAGCUGUUCAUCAUCAAGCAAGUGCACGGUAAGCUUCGAAGUGGUAAAUUCCCCAUAUCUCCUCACGAGACCAACAUGCUCGACGCUUUGCGCGAACAUCCUGGAAUGCUAACGAUGGUAGACCAUUUCUGCGAUACUGACGUCCCAGGCCGGCCAUUGCACAACAUUGUAUGCGAAUUUGCUGAUGUCGGCGAUAUUGCGAACCUGACAAUGUACUCCAAGUCCCGUGGACAACGUAUUCCGGAAUCGUUCGUCUUACACUUCACGGCGAGCAUGAUCAACGCUCUGGCUUUCAUGCAUUACGGCGUCACAUCAUACACGUCCUGGAAUGGUCGUAGGAGACGUGCUACUACCCAUCGCCCCGUCGUACAUCGCGAUUUGAAGCUACACAAUGUCUUCCUGAAAUGGAAUCCUACUGCCAAAACCGAGGGCGGUCUACCAGACGUGGUCAUCGGCGACCUGGGCCUCGCGAGCUACGACGACCACACCAACAAGGGAGCCGUGGGUACAAACAUCUACAUGCCUCCCGAAGUGCUCUCCUACAUCGACGCCGAAGUCAAAUACCCGCAUCUCAAGGGCACCGCCGGCAUCUGCAGCAAAGCAGGCGAUAUGUGGGGGUUCGGUAUGAUUCUCUACGAACUUCUUGCCCUUCAGCGGUACGAACCUGACCUGGGCAAUACGAUUCAGGCAGUCUUCGAUGCUUCCACGGUAAGCAAGCACAAGGAAAUCCUGGAGUUGCUCGAGAGGUGUCUCGCCAAGCAACCACAACUCCGCCCGAGAGCCGAUAAGCUGCAGAAAUACGCCACGCGCUUCAACAAGCGCGUGAAGAGCUGGCAUAGGAAUGGGAAUCGCUUGACUGAAGAUUUCUGGCCUGAGGCUGCUUAUAUGGACCAGGUUAUGAACGCUGGGGACCGUAAGCACACCAUGCUUCCAGGGUCCGAUAUGUUUUCUCUUCGUCGGCAUCCGGGGCGAACAGGCGUGCCUCGGAGAUUGAGAAAUCUUUCGGAUGGACAAAGAUUUUCGUCGCUGAUGCAGAGUCUUGAAGGACAAUUUGCAGACUUUUCUGGACACUGGGCGCGUGAGCGGCCUGCCGAGGAGUAA
Molecule: messenger RNA, 1467 nt
Organism: Lecanosticta acicola
Lineage: Eukaryota; Fungi; Ascomycota; Dothideomycetes; Mycosphaerellales; Mycosphaerellaceae
Source: the annotation of a GenBank genome assembly